AAAAAAAAAAAAAAAAAAAAAAAAAAACUGAGUUCUGAGUUGACCCGAUGCAUUUCAAAAGCAAGUCAAAUAAAGCAUUUGACUGCAGCCUAAGGGACAAAGGCACUGCCUCAACUGCAAGCAGAUUGGUGACACCCAGAAGUCCAUAGGAUAUCAGACUCAGAACCCAAAUAUCCCAGCAAUGGAGGAUGAAAAGAAAUCAACCCAAAACGCCUCUAUCAAUCUAAUCAGACCAAUCCGUUGCAUCGUCAAGCUUGGUGGUGCUGCAAUUACUUGCAAGAAUGAACUAGAGAAAAUAAAUGAGGAAAGCCUUAAGGAGGUUUCUGCACAGCUUAGGCAAUCAAUGAUUAUGCAGUCCCCUUCAGGGAAGAAUCUUGGGAUGGAUUGGAGCAAACGAACAGGAGAAUCAGAUGUUUCGUGUGACAUAGAUUGUUUUAGACACCAGCCAUCUUUGGAUUCCAGCCCUUUUAUUGUAGUCCAUGGUGCAGGUUCUUUUGGGCACUUUCAAGCUAGUGAAUCUGGGGUUCAUAAAGGAGGAUUGGACCAACCUCUUGUCAAGGCUGGUUUUGUUGCCACACGCAUUUCUGUUACAAAGCUCAAUCUCGAAAUAGUUCGAGCACUAGCCAGAGAGAGUAUUCCUUCCAUUGGAAUGUCUCCAUUUUCAUGUGGAUGGUCAACCAGUGAAAGAAAUAUAGCCUUUGCUGAUUUAUCUGUUGUGGCCAAGGCCAUUGACUCUGGUUUCAUACCUGUAUUGCAUGGAGAUGCUGUGCUUGAUAACUUACUGGGUUGCACCAUAUUGAGUGGUGACGUUAUCAUACGUCAUCUUGCUGAACACUUAAAGCCGGAAUAUGUUGUUUUUCUUACAGAUGUUUUAGGGGUAUACGAUCGUCCACCAUCAGAUCCCAAUGCAGUGCUCUUGAGAGAAAUUGCUGUGAGUGAAGAUGGUAGCUGGUUUGUUGUGAAGCCGACACUUGAAAACAUGAAAGCAGUUCAAAUAACAGUAGCAGCUCAUGAUACAACGGGUGGCAUGCAGACUAAGAUAUCAGAAGCUGCAAUGAUAGCGAAACUUGGAAUCGAUGUUUACAUUGUCAAGGCAGGAACAAGCCAUUCAGUGAGGGCACUUAAUGGUGGAUUGAAGGAUGACAUUCCUGAUGACUGGCUUGGUACAGUUAUCCGGCUUUUUAGAUAGAAAAAAUGGACUUACUUGGACCCAUCUCUUGGAUUUUGGAGACUUCAACAUAAAAUGAAGAUUUAUUAUGUGCCCAUUAACUUGCUUAGAAUGAAAUGUCCUCGUUACAUUUUAUUUGCAAGCAAUCAUGGGAUUAGUUCAAAUGUGUCGGUUCAAGACUAAUUGUUUCAACAAUAAUAGGAUUCGUGUCUCCAAAGAUGUAGUUCCUUGGCAGUUUGCCAAACUUCCAUGUAGUUUGUUAGUACUAAAAAAAUAUUAAAGCUUUUGUUUAGUGUCUGCAAUGAAAAA
Molecule: messenger RNA, 1477 nt
Organism: Ziziphus jujuba (common jujube)
Lineage: Eukaryota; Viridiplantae; Streptophyta; Magnoliopsida; Rosales; Rhamnaceae
Product: isopentenyl phosphate kinase
Exons: 12
Coding region: 182-1189 (335 amino acids)
Cellular component (GO): cytosol
Molecular function (GO): kinase activity
Source: RefSeq, a predicted model, not a curated record